Messenger RNA from Acipenser ruthenus (sterlet), 8292 nucleotides. Its product is annotated as serine/threonine-protein kinase ULK1-like. Gene Ontology annotation, cellular component: cytoplasm; autophagosome. The record is from RefSeq and is a predicted model, not a curated record. Gene Ontology annotation, biological process: positive regulation of autophagy; autophagosome organization; protein autophosphorylation. Gene Ontology annotation, molecular function: protein serine/threonine kinase activity; ATP binding. The transcript is spliced from 28 exons. Bases 657 to 3797 code for a protein of 1046 amino acids. NCBI's taxonomy places the organism in Eukaryota, Metazoa, Chordata, Actinopteri, Acipenseriformes, Acipenseridae.
UAAAUACUGUGCGGGAUUUGAAUUUCCCGGUUAGCUGUAUGACAAAUAGAAGAGACUUCCUUUGACAGCAACAUAAAUACUUGCGCCUGCGCUUUAUUCUCGAGCAUAUUUCAGAUCAAGAAAGGUUGGAGAUAGGUCUUUGUUUAGACGUUAGAAAAACCAAGUAUUUUGUAUGAACACCAACGAAAAAAAAAAAAAAGGAUAAACAGCCACAGAAACAAGAAGAGGCUCCACAGAAUGCGAAUGAGACUAACAUUGGUUUCAUUUUUAUACGAGUGGUUGAGAAAAACAAAUUAAGGGGUAUCCGAGACUUCCUUUGUAUACAAACAUUACAAAACUGGGUCUAGAGACCUUAAGGUGGAAUCGCGGAGUUAUCUCGGAAUUCUUCUGCGUUGCAUCAGGACGACGGUCGUGAUCAUGGAGAGAUCAAAUUAAAAAAAAGGGGGACUCUCUCCUUUUUCAGUGCGAACAUGAUUGGAAAAGGUUUUCUUUUUAGAGAAAGGCAGCCCAUGGAAUUGGGAGGAAUAGGGCAACUGUGUAGCUGCCGAGGGUUUAACAACAGAGCAGCCCGGGGUUACUUAGAGGAGAUCCCUAGAUCCUGAUUUAAAUCCCCCCUUUUAAUUGAUUAUACAAAAAGUUACAUAGAAUCUAGGGAAAUGGAGACGGUGGGGAAAUUCGAGUUCAGCAGGAAAGAUUUAAUCGGACACGGUGCAUUCGCUGUGGUCUUCAAGGGAAGACACAAAGAGAAGCCAGACUGGGAAGUAGCUGUCAAAUGCAUAAACAAGAAAAACUUGGCAAAAUCCCAGACUCUGUUAGGGAAGGAGAUAAAGAUUUUAAAGGAGCUGAAACAUGAAAAUAUUGUUGCAUUAUAUGAUUUCCAGGAAAUGGCUAGCUGUGUCUAUCUGGUGAUGGAGUACUGCAAUGGGGGAGACCUUGCUGACUACCUGCACUCUAAGGGGACCCUGAGCGAGGACACUAUCCGUCUGUUCCUGCAUCAGAUCGCAGGUGCCAUGAAGGUGUUACAGAGCAAAGGGAUCAUCCACCGGGACCUGAAACCACAGAACAUCCUGCUGUCCCAUUCCGGGGGGCGCAAAUCCAGCCCUGGGAACACCUGCAUCAAGAUCGCCGACUUUGGGUUUGCCAGGUACCUGCAGACCAAUAUGAUGGCAGCUACGUUGUGCGGUUCUCCUAUGUACAUGGCUCCUGAAGUGAUAAUGUCCCAGAGCUAUGAUGCAAAGGCUGAUCUGUGGAGCAUAGGAACCAUAGUGUUCCAGUGUCUGACUGGGAAGGCCCCCUUUCAGGCUAGCAGCCCUCAGGAUCUCCGGCUGUUCUAUGAGAAAAACAAGAACCUGACUCCCAACAUCCCACGGGAGACCUCCACCCACUUGCGCCACCUACUGUCAGGGCUGUUGAAGCGCAAUCACAAAGAUCGCAUGGACUUUGAUGAGUUUUUCCGACAUCCGUUCCUGGAAGUGAGCUCAUCCAUGAAGAAAUCUGCCCCAGUGCCAAUGCCUUCAUACCCAAGCUCGGGGUCUGCCAGCUCCUGCAGCAGCUCAUCCACCUCUCACCUCGCCUCUCCUCCUCAGUCUGUGGCAGAGAUGCAGCAGCUGCGAGCCAAGACUCUGGCUUCUCCUACCCAGGAUUCCCCGGGUUUCCUGCACGAGCUAAAGGACUCGGCAGGCAGCAGCAAGGACUCUUCCUGCGACAUGGACGACUUCGUCAUGGUGCCCGUGCAGUUCUCCAGUGACAUCGCCAGCGAGGCCACAGGAGAAAAACCAGUGCUGGACAGCCUCAUGUGCAGUGGGAGCUCUCUGCUGAUCUCUGCUGGACUGGGGAGUCAGGGCAAGACACCAUCCCCGUCUCCUUCCUUCAGCAACUCUCCAAGUCCCUCAGGGAGGCCGACUGAGUUUUCAGCCAGUAACUAUGGACAGUCGGUACCGAUCCCGGUUCCGACCCAGAUUCACAACUACCAGCGCAUCGAGCAGAACCUGCAUUGCCCCAGCCAGCACGUCUCCCCCAGAUCAGGACCACCAGUGAGAAAGUCCAGCAGUGCUAGCCCCUUGGGAUUUGGGAGGAGCGGGACCUCGCCACCCUUCCCAGGAGACCACGGAACAGCCUUCAGCUCCCGCAGACUCUCAGCUGGGGGCUCCAAACCCUAUCAGCCGUCUCCACAAGUUGGCACCAUCCCAGAGGUGCCUGGCCAGACCUUUCCCCUGGGAUCAGAGACUCGGAGUAGGCUACAGGGUGGAGGCCUGACUGUACCUGAGCACCUGCCUCGGCACGGCAUGGGCUCCCGGCUCCACAGCGCCCCCAACCUGUCAGAGGGUGGCGCAAACUUCUGCAGGCAGAAGAUAAAGAAGCAGCACUCGGACCCUGUGGUGCACCGGCAGUGCAGCCAGCCCCAGCAGGUCCCCUCCCUGCAGCCUGGCCGCCAGCUGCGCUCCUCUCCCAAACUCUCUGAACUCGUGCAUAGGAGCCCCCUGCCAACCAUCCUGGGCUCCCCCACCAAGGCCAUGCCUCCGUUUGAGUUCCACAAACCCCCCAGCUCCCAGAACCUGGUCACCUUACUGGCCCAGCAGGGCCUGGUCCUCACCCCGACACGCAACAGAACCAUCCCGGAUCUGAAGGAGUUGGGCCAGCCUUUCUGCCAGCAGACCGGCCCUAGCAUGAGGCCCGUGGAGGAGAACAAAGGAGCCUUUGGCAGGUCUCUCUCUGCCGGGAGGCUGUCUGAAAUGCUGUUGAAAGCAGCCUUCGGAGGGCAGGUGCUGGAUAGUGGUAGCCGUGAGAGUCUGAACACAGAGAGGCCAAUGGAUACAGCGCCCCCCAGUGGGGAUGGUGCAGACCUGCACUCUGGUGUGAUGGUGGUGGGGUCUGGCUGCCCGGCUCCUGUGGUGUUCACUGUGGGGUCCCCUCCCAGCGGCAGCACCCCUCCACAGACAAACAGGACCAGGAUGUUCUCGGUUGGCUCCUCUAGCUCUUUGAGUUCAGGAGGGUCCUUCAGUGGCAGACAGUUCUUGACAGGCACAUGCGCAGACGGCUGCGAGGGUCCUUCCAGUCUCCGAUAUGGCUUCAGUGACCCUGUGGCGGCCAGUCUUGAGGGUGGAGUGACCUUUGAAGCCCCUGAGCUUCCUGAGGAGACCCUAAUGGAGCAGGAGCACACAGAGACUCUGCGGAGCCUGCGCUUCACACUGGCCUUCGUUCACUGCGUGAUGGAGAUCGCUGCCACCAAGGGCAUUGUCACGGAAGGGGGCAGCUCGGUGACAUCAUCCUUCCAGCUUCAGGAGAGCAUGGUGGCCGACCAGAUCAGCCUUCUGAGCAGGGAGUGGAGUUACGCAGAGCAGCUGGUCCUGUAUAUGAAGACCACAGAGCUUCUCUCUGCCUCUCUGCACACAGCCAUGGAAAGCAUCAAACAAGGAAAGCUCUGUCCCUCUACCACCGUCAAGCAAGUGGUAAAGAAGCUGAACGAGCUGUACAAGUCGAGCGUAUCGUCCUGCCGCUCCCUCAAUGCCCGCCUGCAGAGGUUCUUCUACGACAAGCAGAAGCUGAUGGACCGGAUCAACAGCAUCACCGCAGACAAGCUCAUCUACAACCACACCGUCCACAUGAUUCAGUCCGCUGCUCUGGAUGAGAUGUUCCACCAUGGUGAGGCGUCGGUACAGAGAUACCACAAGGCUCUGCUGCUGAUGGAAGGGCUGUCUCUCAUCAUCAAUGAGCAGGCCGAUGUGGAAAACAUCAGCAAAUGCAAGCUGUGUAUUGAAAGAAGACUUUCUGCACUGCAGUCAGGACACUCUGCUUGAUGACUUCCUGCACCACUGACCGGAACAUUUUCUACCACCUUUGGCCCCAGCUAUGUGCCUGCCACAGGACACAAGGCAAUCGCUCUCGCUCUCGCUCUCCUGCAACUACUUCUCACUGUCCUGCAACUACUUCUCGCUGUCUUUCUCUUCAAUCUUGCUUCUUCUCCAAGCCGGUUUGAUGUAAAUGAAAUCCUUUUCCUGCGUGUUGGAGACAGAAGCACUUGUUCUUUCUUAAAGGGCACAGUCUCCUUGGAGAUUUGCCUGCUUGAGCAGCUUGUAAGUUGGGCUUCGUCAAAGGAAGAAAGUGGUGCUGAUUUGCAGCCCUGUGUAUGAAGGCCGCACAGGUGAUGUUCUGUUUACAUGUCGACAGCGCUGACCAUUACCAAUAAAUAUAUAAUAUAAAGAUUUAGCGUAGAAUGUAACUGGUAAAGCAACAGACAUGAAAACAGACCUAAGUUGGGGUACUUCUAACAGAAUUUUAAGAAGAUACUCAAGAAAGCUACUCUCCUCCGCUUUAUCUCCUGGCUCUGUCUCUCAGUGGAACUGUAGUGAAUAUCACACGAACAUCCUCACUCAAAGCGCAGAGCUGCUGCCGGAGUUGGGUGCAUUUAAUACGUUUUAAACUAAAGGCCAGUUACCAGAUGAGAGACCGAUUUGUACACUUACGUUCUGUCUGACUCUCUUCACUUGUAUCUUUUUUUUUUGUGGUAGUUCUAUAUCAAACACUGCCCUAAGGCACUCCUAACACUUUUUUUUCUCUCUACUACUGUGUUGGGAGGACAGCUUGUUUGAGUUUCUGACUUGAAAGAAACAGUUAUUUCGAAAGCCACUGUUGGGACUGUUUCCUGUUGGAAGGGCGGAAGGCUUUUGUUUGCUUCUCUUAGUGUGUGUGUGGUUUUUUUUGGGUUUUUUUUUUAAAUAUAUAUAUAUAUAUAAAGAAACCAGUCACCUUCAAAUAAUCUGGUUUCUUCUGUUUGUGGGGAAGAGUAUAUUUAGAGGAAAUUAAAUAAACCUUGAUAAAUGAGGAAUAAUUCCAAAAUUUGUAACCCCUUCAAAUUUGGGGGGGGGGGGGGGGGGUAAUUGAAACUUUUUAGGUUGGUUUAAAAAAUAAAUUUAAAUGUAAAAAAAAAAAGGGUGAAGCCAAGACUUGAUAACAAAAUCUACUCACUUUAUGGGGUGACGUAGUUAACAAGUAGCGCUAAUAUUCAACAAGACUGUAAAAGCAAAUGAUUCAUGUUCCAGUGUAAAGCCGUCAUUCUGCUCAAAAUGGUGUCAACUCAACAUAGACAUGAGAACUACAGUGAUAGAUUCCAGCAAUGCUGUAAGAUCCCAUCUUUAUGGAGGACACGUUGGCAGAGAAUGUAGGGAUCCUCUCCUUGUUCACAAACAGACCUGCAUGCAUGCAUGCAUGCAUAGUAAUCAUGUACGACCAGUGCUUAAAAUCAAAUUGAAGGUAUGCCAGUGUAUCAAGACCAAUGCGUUACAGUAUCCCAGUGCCUGUGGUGGUGCUGGGUAUCAGUCUGAAGUGGACAAUUUGAAACACCAAGUAGAAGCUAACAUUGCAAAAUCACGUUUAAUCAAGGAAUAAGAGUUUUAUUUGAAGCUUGUGUUUUGCUUUCAGUCUGGUUUGGCCCAUCAGGAUAUAGAGAAUCCCCUAUCGUUCGUUUUUAUUUUAAAUUGUAUUUAGUUAUUUUUAAGAUGACUUUUAUUCCUACUAUCUACUCUGUUAUCAAUUCCUAAAUUAGUUAUUCAUUCAGAAAUAGGGUAUGGUGGUUCCCUCCCUGGUACUAAAACCAGGAAGAGAAAUCAAGACAGUGCUGUAAAGUGGCUUAAGGAAAUGCAGAAGGAAUUGUAGCCGUUCGAUCCCACACAAACUGAAACACACUAAACUAGUCUGUUAAGAGGAGCACCUUAAAUACUUGUAUGUGAUGCCAGUUUAAACGCAUCAUAGUACUACUAAAUCUACAGAAUUUGCCACCCAUUUUUUUCUAUUGUACCCCCGAUACACUGUAGCCAUGUGCCCAGUGGCUACAGCCAAAGGAAGUCCCCUAGAGGGUUCAAAAGCUGAAGAACAUCCUUCAGUAGGCUUCCUUUCUUUCUUUUUUUAAUUUAGUAGUCGCUAAUGGCACACGCUGUCCUCCAAAGUGUGUGCCGUUAGCCGCAUGCUUUUUUUACACGCUGCAAACUCACCGUGCAGCCACCCAGAGCUACAGCGUCGGAGGGGCAGCUUACAGGCAAGGCCGCAGGUGCCCUGCCAGACCACAGGGGUCGCUGGUGCGCGGUGAGCUGAGGACACCCUGGCCGACCUAACCCUCCCUCCCCCAGGGCGGCGCUCGGCCAAUUGUGCGCCGCCCCCUGGGAGCUCCCGUCCUCGGUCGGAAAAGGAAUAACCUGGACUCGAACCGGCGACAUCCAGGCUAUAGGGCGCAUCCUGCACUCCACACGAAGCACCUUUACUGGAUGCGCCACUCGGGAGCCCCCAAUAGGCAUCCUUUCUGACUGCUGCUUUGUAGACAGUUUCACAGUCCAAAGGUGUUGUUAAAUGAUUACAGCAAACCAAUCCUGCUACUGCUAAAGGACCACUAAAGUGCACUAGAAAGUAGCGCAGGUUUAAAGUGAAUCUAUUACAGUGGUGCCCAACACUGGUUAUAGCUAACUUUGAAGUCUGCAAAUGUUUAAGAGCUAAAAACAAUUAAAAUUGAUGUUCCACCCUGCUUUACUGUUUCAUAUUGCCUACGGAAUUGACACACAAGAGUACUUUAAUGCCAGCACUUUAAUGCUAGUUCUGUACCUCCGGAUAUGUUUCAAAGUUAAGAAAACGCAUUGGAAAGAAGUUUAGAAUGAAACUGAGCAGGUGUUAGUUUUAAAAUCGUAUCAAAAUACAGGCUGCCAGUGGGCCAUGUGCUACAGUAUUGGGAGACUUUAUAAGCUAUCAAUGAAAGAAAAUAUUUCAGAUUUUUUUUUUUUUUUACAUUUUUUUUUUUUUUUCUUUUUAACUUUUUUCAACUGCUUGUCCUCCCGCCUUACUGCGAAAAAAAAGCUGGUUCUGUUGUCUGCAGAUGAGGCCAAUCAUUAGGGGGUUUUCUCCCUCUCCCCCUCCUCCCCUCAAAUGUCUGUAGAAAGUGAUUCUCCUGCUAUGCACGAGCUGAGAUCUGCAAGGACCUACUGCACAGCCCAAAUUCAAUUCCCAAACUGGUGCUCGGCCGGAGUGUCAGUUUCUGCAUGCGUUGGUGUAUAAACAGGCUCCAGAUACAGGCGUCUUGAGUCACUAACCAUGCUCUGUCCCUCCUGUUUUGUUGCACUACUAGUAAAUAAAUUGGUACUCUUCGUUGACAUAUUAAUGUUACCAGCAGACACAGAAAAGCUGCCCUGUUUGUUUUGAGCUGAACUUGGAACACAUUUUGUGUUCUAUUUUUUCCAAGUUUUGUAUUUGUUUGUGGGUGUGGCAACGUGCGUGCGUGGUGUUUUUUUGUUUGUUUGUUUGUUUUUUUAUUAAUUUUUUUUGCCAGUGUAAACUAAACUAAACUUAUAUAUAUGUGAGUGUUUUUACAAGUUUGUUUGUAGUCGCAUGUAUUUUGUUUUUGCUAGAGUGAUUUUUAGGUUUUGAGUGUAUGCUUAGAUUUGCAUGUGUGUUGGAGGAAACGGCAGCAGAUUUUAAUUAAGUAUACAUUUGUGGAAAGAGUGUGUUGGCUGGGCAAACAUAUUCUUAGAAAAAAUAAAUAGUGAGUUAAUAUACAUUUUUCCUAGAUCACAGUUUAAACUAAAUGAAAAGAGGCCAUGCAUGUAUUUUCUGCAAUAGGUGUAUUUAUCAGUUUUAUUUGUUACUGAAAUAUCAGCUCUUAAAGUACACUGGCUACAUCAGUCUGAUGCAAUUGGGUGAUAACUGUGGCCACAGUGUGAGGUCACAAAAGGGAAAUUCAGGUUCCGAAUUCGGAUUUGUUUGAAGUGAAUGAGUUGCCAGUUGACAUUAUGGGUUGAUGAGUGGAGUUGUGAAUGAUGAGCUCCAGGAUUAAAACUGGGUUAUAAGUGAAGGUAUUGGAAUUGUGCCCAGCAUUAUUCCUUUCGAGCUGUUGAUGAAAAUGAAUGUACCGUGGACGCCCACAUUUAACACGUACUGCUGUGUAUGUGGUUUACAAUUCACCAAACCAAUGUAUAUUGUUUUCAUAAUACUUGAAAAUUUGCUACUGUGCUUAUAUAUGACUUGUUUUGCUAUAUUUUCUAUUAGCAAAUAUUUUAUCUAACCCCUAGCUUGUAAAUAAGUUCUGUAAAUGAGUAUUUAUUGCUUUAUAGAUAUAAGGAAUGCUAAACAAACAAAAAAAGAAAGAGUAUAUAUAUAUAAUGUGUUCAGGUUUGUAAUGUUAUGUAUCCUUUGAAACAAAGCUUGACCAUUUUUUUUAAUGUGUUUUUUUAAUUUCUCAUUUCAUUGUCUGUGAUGUAACCCUUUUUUUUUGCUUUGAACUGCAACACAAAUAAAGUAUAAAAUGUAAUUUAACAA